CUGCACGUUCCGGGCACUGCUUCCGGGUCAUCGGGCGGAAUGGUCAUAAAUCCCGGAAGUGGCGGUGCAUGCUGGGAGCAGCUGAGAGCGGAGUGUCUGGAGGUAGAGAGCGUAAGAUGCUGCGCAGGAAACCCACCCGCCUGGAGCUGAAACUGGAUGACAUAGAGGAGUUCGAGAGUAUUCGGAAAGAUUUGGAGAGCCGGAAGAAACAGCGCGACGAAGUGGAUCUAUCAGCCAGCGAGUCCGAUGCAAAUGUUCCGCUCAGCGUGGACUCGAAGACCAGAGAACAGACAAUCCACGACCGAAUCGGAUACAAACCACAGCCCAAACCGAACAGUCACACCACACAAUUUGGAAACUUUGAGUUUUAACAACCAGGGUCGCUGUGCGGAUCGAUUCCGUUUCUGGAACCAAUGUGGUUAGACCAUGUGGCCUUUGUUGGUCAUAUACUAACUCUUGAAUUUCUUUUUUUAGUACACCACGUAUUACAUUGCUUUUUAUAGGCCCAGCACGGUCCUUGUUUGAGACAGCGGCUCACCUGCACCUGUGUUGUUAUUGCUAGAGAUCCCGGCCUUCUUCAGUGAGAUGCUUCACAAGGACCUGGUCACAGGACUUCAAAAAGUAAUGUAAUGUCCACAGCCGGGGUCAUUAAGUAUAAACCAUGUGAGCAUUUUAUUAUUCAAUAAUAAAAAGAAAACUAUUGGUCAGGAGGAUACCCGGCUCUGGAGAUCUUGCUGCCAGAAGGAUAUAGAAUAACCAGGAUCCGAGCAGGAGCAACGUGACAGGACAAAGGUUGAAGGUCAAAGUUUACCAAGAAAAAGUUUGGGCCGGGAUUAUAUAAGGAUAUCGCAGUGCUGUAGCUCAUACUGUGAUUGUACUGGUCAGGCUGAUUGAACAGUGGCUGCGGAUUAAUGUACACUUGAAGCUUUUUAUGUAGUGACCGUCGGUGAUAUUGGUUCACCUGGCAAGAUGGCUGCCCCCAGCGUGUGUAUGUACCAAGUGCACUGUGUGUUCAUUAAAAGGUUUUGUUUUUCUUUA
Pseudophryne corroboree (corroboree frog) is the source of this 1038-nucleotide messenger RNA. It is a transcript of the gene CDC26, whose product is annotated as cell division cycle 26. The coding region runs from base 69 to 371 and encodes 100 amino acids. NCBI's taxonomy places the organism in Eukaryota, Metazoa, Chordata, Amphibia, Anura, Myobatrachidae. The transcript has 3 exons. Gene Ontology annotation, cellular component: anaphase-promoting complex. The record is from RefSeq and is a predicted model, not a curated record. Gene Ontology annotation, biological process: regulation of mitotic cell cycle; anaphase-promoting complex-dependent catabolic process; protein K11-linked ubiquitination.